This is a messenger RNA of Penicillium angulare, 2385 nucleotides long. RefSeq names its product TFIIH/NER complex ATP-dependent 5'-3' DNA helicase subunit RAD3. Lineage: Eukaryota; Fungi; Ascomycota; Eurotiomycetes; Eurotiales; Aspergillaceae. Gene Ontology annotation, cellular component: nucleus. Bases 1 to 2385 code for a protein of 794 amino acids. Gene Ontology annotation, molecular function: DNA helicase activity; hydrolase activity, acting on acid anhydrides, in phosphorus-containing anhydrides; ATP binding. The transcript is spliced from 4 exons. Gene Ontology annotation, biological process: nucleotide-excision repair; positive regulation of mitotic recombination; transcription by RNA polymerase II. The record is from RefSeq and is a predicted model, not a curated record.
AUGAAGUUCUUCAUUGAUGAUCUUCCGGUCCUGUUCCCGUAUCCGCGCAUUUACCCGGAGCAAUAUGCCUACAUGUGCGAUCUCAAAAAGACCCUCGAUGCCGGGGGUCACUGUGUGUUGGAGAUGCCCUCGGGUACAGGAAAGACAGUUUCGCUGCUCUCGUUGAUUAUAGCGUACCAACAACAUUAUCCAGAGCAUCGGAAGCUCAUCUAUUGCUCCCGAACGAUGUCUGAGAUCGAGAAGGCGUUGGCGGAGCUUCAGGCACUCAUGAAGUAUCGGACAACAGAGCUGGGAUUCGAAGAAGAGUUUCGGGCUUUAGGCUUAACCAGUCGAAAGAAUCUCUGUCUACAUCCUUCUGUAAAACGAGAGAAGAGUGGUACCGUGGUCGACGCGCGAUGCCGAAGCUUGACGGCCGGUUUUGUUAAAGAAAAGAAAGAGCGGGGUGAUGAGGUCGAGCUCUGCGUAUACCACGAGAAUCUGGAUCUUCUUGAGCCGCACAAUCUCAUCCCUCCGGGCGUGUUCACCCUUGAUGGGCUCCUUCGAUACGGAGAGGAGCAUAAACAAUGUCCUUACUUCUCAGCUCGCCGUAUGAUGCCAUGGUGCAACGUCAUAAUCUACUCCUACCACUACCUUCUCGAUCCAAAAAUCGCCGAACGAGUCUCCCGAGAACUCUCCAAAGACUGUAUCGUUGUCUUCGAUGAGGCUCACAACAUCGACAACGUCUGCAUCGAAUCCCUUAGCAUCGACAUCAGCGAGGAUUCUCUCCGCAAGGCCACCAGAGGUGCAAGCAACCUUGAGCGCAAAAUUGAAGAAAUGAAAAGCACAGACGCCGACAAGCUUCAAAGUGAAUAUUCGAAAUUAGUGGAAGGUUUGCAGCAGGCGGAACAAGCUCGAGAAGAGGAUCAAUUUAUCUCAAAUCCUGUUUUGCCGGACGAUCUGCUGAAAGAAGCGGUUCCCGGAAAUAUUCGUCGUGCUGAGCAUUUUAUAUCCUUCCUAAAGAGAUUCAUCGAAUAUCUCAAGACCCGCAUGAAGGUCACCCAUACGAUUUCAGAAACACCUCCUUCGUUCCUCACACAUUUGAAGGAUCUCACAUAUAUUGAACGCAAGCCUCUAAGAUUCUGCGCUGAACGUCUGACUUCUCUUGUACGAACUCUUGAGCUCAUGAAUAUCGAAGAUUAUCAGCCACUUCAAGAAGUUGCAACUUUCGCGACGCUCGUCGCAACCUACGAUAAAGGAUUUGUUCUUAUCCUUGAGCCAUUUGAAUCAGAAGCGGCUACAGUACCGAAUCCUAUCCUCCACUUCACUUGCUUAGAUGCCGCUAUUGCAAUCAAGCCUGUCUUUGAUCGUUUCAGCUCGGUGGUCAUCACAUCUGGAACACUGUCUCCACUGGAGAUGUACCCAAAAAUGCUGGGUUUCACUGCUGUCAUGCAAGAAUCGUACAGUAUGACCCUGGCACGUCGCUCAUUCUUGCCCAUGAUUGUCACUCGAGGCUCCGAUCAAGCGCAGGUUUCAUCCUCCUUUGGUAUUCGCAAUGACCCUGGUGUGGUUCGCAAUUACGGUACACUUCUCACAGAGUUUGCACGCAUAACACCAGAUGGAAUCGUCGUUUUCUUUCCCUCGUACCUUUACAUGGAGUCCAUCAUCAGUAUGUGGCAAGGUAUGGGUAUCCUAGAUCAAAUCUGGAAUUACAAAUUGAUUCUCGUCGAAACCCCCGAUGCCCAAGAGUCUUCACUUGCGCUGGAGACAUAUCGAACUGCGUGCUGUAAUGGACGCGGUGCCAUCAUGUUCUGUGUCGCUCGAGGUAAAGUGUCUGAGGGUAUCGAUUUCGACCACCACUAUGGUCGGGCCGUGCUGUGCAUUGGUGUACCAUUCCAAUACACCGAAUCCCGUAUCCUUAAAGCCCGCCUGGAAUUCCUCCGCGAGAACUACCGCAUUAGGGAGAAUGACUUCCUAUCCUUCGACGCUAUGCGACAUGCUGCACAGUGUCUGGGCCGUGUGCUCCGUGGUAAAGAUGACUAUGGAGUCAUGGUGUUGGCAGAUCGCCGUUUUGAGCGAAAGCGGCCACAACUUCCAAAGUGGAUCAACCAAGCCAUGCUAGACAGCGAGACCAAUCUCAGCACAGAUAUGGCAGUCUCGAAUGCGAAGAACUUCUUGCGUACUAUGGCUCAACCUUUCCAAUCCAGAGAUCAAGAAGGUAUUUCUACCUGGAGUUUGGCUGACAUUGAAAAACAUGAAGCAAAGCGCAAGGCUGAAGAAGAACGUGUCACGCAGCACCAGUUCAUGAACGGUCAUAAAAUGGACGGCGUUGUAUCAUCGACGGUCGAAGUAGAGGAUGAGUACGAUGACGACAUUGAUCAAGACCUCAUGAUGCUGGAUGCGCAAUAA